AUGAGCAGGGGGGUAUACAGCAGACUGCGGGGGGAGAGCGAAGAGGAAGACGCACACUAUGGGAGGAAGAAGCAUGCUCUCUGCUUCAGGCCAGGAGAAAGUGGCGUAAUCAUGAGGGACGUCUACGACGGCAAACCGCCGCCGGCAGGCGGAGCAGAGUGGCGCCUGAUGGCGGCGGAGACGCGAUCUUCCUCGGCAGAGAAAGUCCGGCGGCGGAACCAGCCGUCCUCGUCAGGCCCGCAGGAAGAUCCGCGCUCGCCUUCGCAGUCUCCGUCCGUUUCGCCCUCGUCAUCACUUGCCCUGGACAAGGGCUGGCGGUUGGAAAAAGUGCUUUUGAAGGAGGACGAGGCUGAUACUGCAGUCCACACGGGGUUCUCCCCCAAUGUCCUGUUGCCUGCUCCCUCUUCCCCAAGCCCUGCAGGCGCCGUCUCUGGAGACCUCACGCGGCCGGUUUUCGUCGCGCCUCCCCCGGCGCGGACCACCGGAGGGACGAGAAUCUCCGAAGUCAUGAUUCCUCUGCCGCCUGGCGGCGACAUGCCGAUCAUCGGAAGCGACGACUCGCUGGACGACUGCCACGAGUGGGGCGUGGAAGGCGAGACGGCGAAGGACGAUGACGAGCAUGAGUCGGCCGAGGAGGAUGAGGGCGACGAGACUGUCGUGUUUUGGAGGCGCAUGCCUGCGGGCGACCGCCUCCGCUGGGCUGCUGGCCGCGUCUUUCGUAUCGACACACACAGCGUUCUCGCGCUCCCCAUAUUCUUCUUUAUCGUCUCGAUCUUGGUCGUCGAAGUCUUCUUCUACAUCUGUGUCCGUCUCCUGAUUGUGCUCACAGAAGCGGUAUUUUUCUAUCUCGCGUCACUGGCGUACUGGUUCCGCUCGGUCUUCCUGCGACGCCUCUUCGCGGCAGGAACGCCCGCCGGCAAGGAAGUCAACAAGGCGGCAGCCGAGGCCGCUCAACGGGCCGCAGUCGUCGCCGAGAGCGCCGCGCUCGAGUUCACUGGCCUGGGCGUUGGAGCCUCAGAGGCGUCUGCCGCUGCAGCGCUCCGCGUUGCCCCCGGCGGCGGUGCCAGAGCCCUCUUCGGAGCCCCGGCAUCCAGCGGGAUCGCGCGCGGGUCUCCGAGAGGCGAGGACGAACUGGCGGAAAUGCGUCCUCGGAGUACUGCUGCUCAGUUUUUCCGCCUCGCGUCCGCGCCCUUCACGCUUCCUUUCCAGGCUGGGUGGGAGGCCUGUCAGCGAUGUCGCCGCCGCUCACGGAAACUGUGGCGCGGCGCAGAUCGUGCGUCCUCCAGCAACGGCCCUGAGUUCGCCUCGAGCGGAACCCCCCACAGCGCCGGCGUCGCCCACGCUGAGGAAGACAGCGGGGUCAGCGGAAAGAGUGCGAGGGGAGAGGGCGAGUGGGGAGGCUCCACCCACACUGGCAGCGGCAGCCAGGAGGGCGGUCACAACACACCGGCUGCAGGCGACGUGUGCAGCCGCGGCCGGGCGCAGGAGAAGGGAGCGGGGGUGGCGGAGGCGUUGGGCUCGGAUCGCCGGCGGAGACUCUCCGAUGACGACGGAGACACGCCUGGCUUUCAGCGACAGUGGAGCCUCGCGCCCGAGGCAGCAGAGGACCAAAGCGGGGAGAGUUUGAUGUCGCAUCGCACGAAGCUGUUCAAGUCAAAAACGUAUCAAGAGUAUGCACGUCUCGCGAUCACCAUGGAUAAAAUCACAGGAAGAGAAAAGUGGAAACACGAACUCGAGACCUCGAUGUACGACUACGAAACCGUGGCAAAGAGGCUCCAGAUUCUGCGGAAGGCCCGGCAGUCAGGCAAGCUUGCGGCGCUGCAGGAAGCUCUGCGAGGAAGUCUGCGCGACCAAAUGUUCGGCGUGUUCAAGGAGCGGCUGUAUAGCCGAACAUACCUGGGCACGAAAGUGCAGGCCGAGGAGUUUAUUGACGAAGUUUGUCUCUGCCUGAAAGAGUUGAAGCGCCACUCGCAUCGCCGCCCGGAAGAAGUCCGCCGUAUCUUCCACCAGCUGCAGACCUCGUGGGGCGUUACGGGUCUCAUCCUCAGCGGCGGCGCCUCUCUCGGGCUGCACCACUUUGGCGUCUUGGAGGUUCUCCUCAAGGCGCGGGCGGAAGGCCGCUGCCUGCUACCGAGAGUUGUUGGCGGCUGUAGCGCAGGCGCGGUCGUCGCGGCGUGGCUCUGCACGCGGACAGACGACGAACUUCUUCAGCAGGGCACCGUGGAGUAUCUCGUCGAGCACUGGAAGGCUCUCUCGCCGAACUCGUGGCUUCUGCGUCUCUGGAAUGUUUUGACAAAGGGAUACAUGUGCGACAUCGACGUGUGGAAGGCCUCCGCGAAGAAACUUUUUGGCGACUUGACCUUUCUUGAGGCGUACCAACGCACAGGCCGCGUCCUGAAUAUCUCCAUGACCCGCGCCGACAGAGAAGAGUCGGGAGUGCAAGUCAUGAACUAUGUGAACGCACCGAACGUCCUCAUCUGGUCCGCGCUUCUCUGCUCAUGCGCCUUUCCCUUCUUGAGUCUUCCUCUUCCCCUCCGCGAAAAGAGCCCGAAAGGCAAGGCUGUCAUCUCGAAGGUGUUUGGAUGCAGCUACUUCCACGAUGGGUCGCUGAGCGGAGACAUUCCUACGGAGCAAAUGCGCGAGGCUUGGGCGGUCAGCUACUCAAUUGUCUCACAGGUCAAUCUCCAUGUCUUCCCUUUCGCGGGGCUCCGCACGCAUGGCGAAGCUGGCAUUCCGGUGCAUUGGCGCGGACGGAGUAGCAGGUGGCGGGCGGGCUUUCUUCUGUCUGCGCUCGAACUGUUCUUCAAGGAGCAUAUUCGGUUCUUGCUUCGUCUGAUCGCUCUACUGGACGUGUCCCCAACCCUGCGGGGGAUCAAUGCUGGAAGCUUGGCGCUGCAGUCCUACACGGGCGACGUGACGCUGCACCCACGGUAUAUCUCCGCGCGGUACUGGCGCCUCCUGAACGAUACGUCGCCGUCUGACAUUUCUUGGUACUUGCAAGAGGGCCGCCUGAUGGUAUUCCCCAAGUUGCAUUUGAUACGAAACCGCAUGCGCGUCGACCGCUGCUUCGAGGACCUCGCCGCGGCAGUCGACAGCUCCUCCGCCUCGUUCCCCGCGACGGCCCCGCGCCGCGGCGUGCAGAAGGCGUGCUGA
Messenger RNA from Besnoitia besnoiti, 3153 nucleotides. RefSeq names its product phospholipase, patatin family protein. The record is from RefSeq and is a predicted model, not a curated record. Lineage: Eukaryota; Apicomplexa; Conoidasida; Eucoccidiorida; Sarcocystidae. Gene Ontology annotation, biological process: lipid metabolic process. Gene Ontology annotation, molecular function: triacylglycerol lipase activity. The transcript is spliced from 14 exons. The coding region runs from base 1 to 3153 and encodes 1050 amino acids.